AUGCAAUCAAACAAGCUAGGGAAAUCUUAUGGACAUACAUCUCGGAAUCAGUGUAAAGAAGUCUUCCUUUGUACUGCAGGAGGUAAUGUGAAUGUGAAAGAAACAGAAACACAACACAAUGUUCAGAUCCAUGAAAAAUAUUGCAGUGGAGGGAAACCCUAUGUAUGCAAGCAAUGCGGGAAUGGUUUUACUACACAUGGAAUUUUUAAGAAACACGAAAUAAUUCACAGAGGAGAGAGACCCUACAUAUGUAAGGAGUGUGGGAAAGCUUUUACAACACAUACGUAUUGUCAAGUACAUGAAAGUCUUCAAUCUGGAGAAAAACGUUAUGAAUGUAAGCACUGUGAGAAAGCUUUCAGCACAUGUACUUAUUGUGUAAUCCAUGAAAAAAUUCACACUGGGCAGAAAUCGCAUAUAUGUAAGAAAUGUGGGAAAGCUUUUAGCAGGAAAAUUCAUUUUCAAAUACAUAAAAAUGUUCACACUGGAGAGAAACCCUAUGUGUGUAAGCAAUGUGGAAAAGGUUUCACCCAACUUGGACAUUGUAAGGAACAUGAAAGAAUUCACACUGGAGAGAAACCAUAUGUAUGUAAGAAAUGUGGGAAAGCUUUUAAUACACGGGGAGACUGUAAGAAACAUGAAAGAAUUCACACUGGAGAGAAACCCUAUGUAUGUAAGCAAUGUGGGAAAGCUUUUACCAGACCUGGAUGUUGUAAGGAACAUGAAAGAAUUCACACUGGAGAGAAACCAUAUGUAUGUAAACAAUGUGGGAAAGCUUUUAACUCACGUGCAAGUUAUAAGGUUCAUGAAAGAAUUCAUACUGGAGAGAAACCAUAUGUAUGUAAGCAAUGUGGGAAAGCUUUUAACUCACGUGCAAGUUAUAAGGUUCAUGAAAGAAUUCACACUGGAGAGAAACCAUAUGUAUGUAAGCAAUGUGGGAAAGCUUUUAACUCACGUGCAAGUUAUAAGGUUCAUGAAAGAAUUCAUACUGGAGAGAAACCCUAUGUAUGUAAGCAAUGUGGGAAAGCUUUUAACAAACGUGCAAAUUGUAAGGUUCAUGAAAGAAUUCACACUGGAGAGAAACCAUAUGUAUGUAAGCAAUGUGGGAAAGCUUUUAAAACACAUGCAGAUUGUAAGAAACAUGAAAGUUUACAUUCAAUAUAAAACCAGUGUAUAUAAGCAUCAUGAGAAUGGUUUCAGCACACAUACAUAUUGCAUAAUGCAUGAAAAUCUUCACACUGGGCAGAAAACUAACAUAUGUAAGGAAUGUGGGAAAGGUUUCAGCAGAAAUGCUCAUUGUCCAAUACAUUAUAAAAUUUACUUGGUUAAGAAACCCUGUGUAUGUGAAGAAUGUGGGAAAGCUUUCACCACAUAUGGAUUUUUUAAAAUACAUCAAUGAGUUCACACUGGUAAGAAAGCCUAUGUAUAUAACAAUGUGGCAAAGCUUUUACUGCAUAUAGUCAUUGCAAAACACAUGAAAGAAUUCAAACUGAGAAGAACCACUGCUAUGUAAGCAAGUGGAGACACUUUCAUCAGCCAGAUUGUAAGUGAAAUACAUGAAAAAACUCACACAAGAGAUAAAUCCUAUGUGUUAUGGGAAUACUCUCAGCAUACUUGAUCAUUGUUACAUAUCUGAAAGAGCUCACUGGGCAGAGAUUCUAUGUGGACUAACAAUGUGAGAAAUAUAGCAAUCCAUGUUUUUGUUAAAUGCAUAGAAAAAGCAUCACUGUUCAGACAGUUUAGAUCUAAGUGUACUUUAAAAAUCCCAAGGAGACCUGAAGAAAUAAUCAAUACAGAAGUUAGAUGUCAAUAUUUCUUCACAAAUAUUCCAGAAAUGACAAAUCUGAGGUGGAGCUCUACUCAAUUGCAUAUGUUUUAUGAUUUUCAGUUAAUCCCUUGUACCUCUCUAGAUUUUUUAAAGUGUUUUUGUGCUUCAACAUGGCAUCUUGUAAUUAAACAUGCUAAACUGAAAUGGGCUUUUCACUUUCAAGUAUGGAUAGGGCCUAUGUACUUAAUAUUUUUUCUUUAAAACUUAAAUUUUAUAUUUUUUGGUGAAUUGUAAUGUUUAUUUAAAGAGAAAAAAGUGUAGUAAUAAUAUAGAAUUUCAGAAAAAUAAACCAUAAGAAAUCACUAGUUGAUUAGUAUCAUAUUGUCAUCUUAGAAGUAGUUGUUCAAGUUACAAAUUUAAAGCAUACAAAGUGAUAUUCAAAUAAUGACACUGACAACAGUUCACCUCAAUGAUCCACCAAAAAGUUAUUAAUAUGCCAUCUGUCCUACACACUUUUUUUUUCUUAAAAAGGGUAAGAUUAAACAUGGCAAAACAGAGCAGAACAGAAGGAAACACAGAUUUCAAAACAAGUCCACUGGAAAUGAUCACUGUCUAUCUUACUGUCUCUAGUUUUCUUCCAAAUAGUUGUUCCCGUCUUCACACACAUUGAAUAUAUACUGAAUAUUAUAGAACUAAUCAAAUAAUUACAGGAUGAU
Molecule: messenger RNA, 2481 nt
Organism: Cavia porcellus (domestic guinea pig)
Lineage: Eukaryota; Metazoa; Chordata; Mammalia; Rodentia; Caviidae
Product: zinc finger protein 709-like
Exons: 3
Coding region: 1-1161 (386 amino acids)
Biological process (GO): regulation of transcription by RNA polymerase II
Cellular component (GO): nucleus
Molecular function (GO): RNA polymerase II transcription regulatory region sequence-specific DNA binding; DNA-binding transcription factor activity, RNA polymerase II-specific
Source: RefSeq, a predicted model, not a curated record